This is a messenger RNA of Botrytis sinoallii, 669 nucleotides long. RefSeq lists its product as uncharacterized. The record is from RefSeq and is a predicted model, not a curated record. The coding region runs from base 1 to 669 and encodes 222 amino acids. The transcript has 5 exons. NCBI's taxonomy places the organism in Eukaryota, Fungi, Ascomycota, Leotiomycetes, Helotiales, Sclerotiniaceae.
AUGUUAUAUUACCAAACCCUAGCGAUAAAGACAGGAAACAUCAAUAUAUUAGAUAUUCAAAGGCAACAAUAUAUCAAGAACAAAGCGAAAUUGUUAUAUGAUUAUAGAUAUAAAGUUUAUUAUCAAAUUGUGUUAGUAUUGUUAAGUGGUACGCCUUUGAUAACAGGAUCAUUGAAUAUUUCCGGUUUUGUCCAAUUGAUAUAUUGCGAGCACUGGAGAAAGGAUAUAGAUCUUAGUGAAAGAUGGAAAAAAUGGACUGAUAGCAGAAAAGAGAAAAAAGUUACAUCGAGCGAGAUAUCAAGGAGAUAUGGUUAUCUCAAAGGAUAUAAGUCAUUAGACAAGGCUAACAUUAACAUCUACUAUCGUUCUCGGUUAUAUACAUCCUUCCCAAAACUCAUGGACCUUACCGAUGAUGAAGGUAUACCGUUGAAAUUGAUAGAAAGUAACCUAUGGGUCAAGCGAAAAUCAACAUUUGCAUUAGCAAAAUUUUAUAUUGAUGUCGAUUCCAAAGUACUAGCCGAGGAUCAGCAAACCACCAGAUAUAUUAUUUCGACUAGUUUAUCCUUUGCUGUAGGGCUGACUCUAGUAUCAGCGAUAUCAGUUGCCUUCUUAGAGUCUGAUUAUUAUACAGAUACAAUAGCUCAAGGGUUUUAUUGGUAUUGUUGUUAG